Messenger RNA from Psylliodes chrysocephalus, 933 nucleotides. NCBI's taxonomy places the organism in Eukaryota, Metazoa, Arthropoda, Insecta, Coleoptera, Chrysomelidae. The record is from the annotation of a GenBank genome assembly.
AUGAGUGAUCGAGCAAAGAAGAUGAUGGCUGCUGUAGGUGUAAGGCUUCGACGUGUACAUGAAGAGGAUAACGAACACGUAACUUGGGAAGUGACACCAUCGCAAUCAAUCAGACAAGAGUCAGAUCAUCUGGAAGAUAAUGAGACCAGAAAGUAUUCAAAUAAUGAAAUUGUGGCCAAAGAGAAUCCAUACAAUGAUUUCAUGAGAUUUAACGAAAAUCAGCAAUUGGACUCUAACUCUUCUACUAGUGUUACAUCGUCUUCUUCUUCUCAGAUUGAUGCUAGCAGUGAAGAUUCUAACUAUACAACUGGUGACGAGUCAAGUACUGAUUCAAAUAGCAGAGUCGACGAGAACAAUCCCCCACGACGUAUAGUCAGAGAUAAACAAAUUACCAAAAAGAGACCUAAAAAAACAGCAGAAUGGCGUAGAAAUGUAUGUAAAAAACUGAGAAACUGUGGCCAGAAGUAUGAAACUCUAUCUAAAAAUAAAGUGUUACAAGAACGAAAGAUUUUGACACCUUGUAACGAAAAAUGCCGUUUAAAAUGUACCGGAAAGUUCACUGAUGAACAUAGGGAACACAUUUUUAAUACAUUCUGGAAAUUAGGAGAUUUACAGAAGCAAAGGUCCUUUGUUUUGAGUAGUAUGCGGACAAUACCUAAACAAUAUACAAAAGUAGAAAAAGAUUAUCCCGAAAAGUACUUUUAUAAAACUUCCUACAAUCAGACCGAAUUCAAAUCAGUUAUAAUUCACACAAGACGUCAAAAUACGAGGCAAGGAACAUCAUCCAUAGCAAACUAUGAAUUGACAUCAGCAUAUCAACAGCCAUUACCAGUUUCAAAGAGGAAGUUCGACGAUCUACAAUCCCUUCUUUCAAAUAGAUCUAUUUCUUCUGCCUAUUCUGGUUUUUUUCAACAGUUGCGAAAGGAAAAUUAA